UUUUUUUCCCGGUAAUAACCGACUCAUCACCUUGGCCGGCGUCCAGCCAAUGCGGGGCAGAAAGGAGUGGCAGGGAUCCAGAGCAGGGAGGAGAGGCGCUGCACUGUGUCUUUAAGCUCCAGUAAAAUCCAUCAGGGGGAGUCGCAGCCUGCGGGAGCAUUGUGUUUGUGCGCCCAGUACAGUGCAGGGACCUGCUCUGGGUUGGUGUGGAUGGGAUCCGGUGUUUUUCUUUGAGCUCAGGAUGGUUAUACCCGCACUUGAAACGCAUGGAGUAGAGUAAAAAGGCUUCAAACCCCGCCUAAUCAUGAGAUGCCACUGGGUUGUCUUUGCCUCACAUCUUAUUUUGCUGCCACUAACAGUUUGGUGCCAGCCUGUCAUCUUACCCAGCGGGCCUCAUAUAGUCGUCCCCAAGAGGGGCAAGCUGGAGCUGCGUUGCCAUGACAAUGCCACGACAUCUGGCGCCCCUUCCAGGUUGAGGUGGCAGAGGGAGAGGGGUCGCAGGCUGGAGGGAGAGGUGGAGGAUGGGGGAGUGGUGUACGUCAAGGUGUCAGCGGCACAGGCCUACCACAUGGGUCGUUACGUGUGUGUCAACAACAACACACUAGAACACAGCUCCAUCUAUGUCUAUGUGAAAGACCCCCAGAAUGCCUUCCAGCGCACCAUGGUGAAUGUCAUCCUGGUGCGUGCAGGUGAGAACUGCACCAUUCCCUGUCUUGUGACUGACCCUGAGGUCACCCUCCUGGCCUUGGAGACCUGCGAUGGACAACCUUUGCCCUCUGGUAUGAGUUACCGCAGCAACCUCCAGCGAGGCGUCAUCAUCAGCAAUGUGAGAAAAGAAUAUGAGGGCUGUUUUGUAUGUGUGGGACAGCUCGGUGGAGUCAAAGUCACCUCCAGCCAAUACACUGUGGAUGUACGACUUGUGCCAAAGGUGCCUCCUGUGAUCACACUCUCCCAGAAAGACACCGUUAUCCUGAGGAAAGGCGAGCAGUUUGAGAUUACCUGUAGCUCCGCCAACGUCAACCCGGACUUCAGUGUCAAGUGGGAUUUCCCUUCAGCAGCGCAUCCUGACGAAUCCCACACGUCACACAUCCUGUCCGGUUCCCGCGGUUACCAGCGUGCCACCUCACUCUUGAUCACAGCUGUCAACCAAUCAGACUCCGGCACUUACCGCUGCCACGCCCACAACGAGAGAGGCACCAGUGCCACAGCGCUGCAGCUGGAUGUCCGAGAUCAGGGAUUCAUCACCAUGUUAGGAAGCCCAGGUCCAGUCCAGGCUGAUGUUAAAGAGGGGGAGAGCCUGAGCCUCAAAGUAGAAUUGGAUGCCUAUCCUGCACCCAGGUCCCUGUCCUGGUCUUACAACAGCAAACAGCUCCUCAACACCACAGAGCAUGUUAUCACCAUCUAUCGCCGCAAAUACAGGCUCCUCAGCGAGCUCAGACUAGUGAGGGUCCUCGGCUCAGAGGGCGGGAUCUACAAGUUCUCAGUCCGUCAUGAGGACGCAUCUGUCAAUCAUUCAUUCCACGUGUACGUCAACAGUAAGCCGGUUAUCGUCGCACAGGAAGGCCCUGUUGACGGACAGGUGCGGUGCGUUGCCUCUGGUUACCCAGUCCCUAAAAUAAGCUGGUACUUCUGCGAGCUGCCCCACACGAGACCUCCCUGGAGGGCUGGGUUACAGAAGGAGAAAGAAGAAGAAAAUGGUCCUCCCCUUAAUGUUAAAUUGGUGAUUACGGCCCUGCAAUCUGGUGAAUGUAGCAAAAGGUGCUCACUCCUGCCCAACGCCACCCAAUGGGAGACUCCAGAUGUCGCCAUGGUGACAGAGUCCACCUUCGGUAGGAGUAAGGUGGUGAGCCGACUGAACGUGAGCAAGGAGCACGCACACUAUCACACCCUGGAGUGUGUGGCGAGCACAGAGGGGGAAGAGGCCUACACGCUGUUCUCCAUCAGUGAGCGCACCGUCCCCCAUAAACUCUUCACUCCUCUUCUAACUGGCAUGGUGGUCACUGGUGUCUUCCUCAGUCUCCUUCUGGUGGUGCUGCUCUAUAAAUACAUGCAGAAACCAAAGUUCCAAAUCCAGUGGAAGGUUAUUGAGAGUAUCUAUGGCAACAACUACAUAUACAUCGACCCCACCCAGCUGCCGUAUGACUCCAAGUGGGAGUUUCCUCGACAGAAACUUCGCUUCGGUAAAACUCUGGGCUCUGGAGCUUUUGGAAAGGUAGUGAGGGCCACAGCAUAUGGACUCUGCUCUGCAGAUACUGUUACAACUGUCGCUGUCAAGAUGCUCAAACCCAACGCUCAUGCUACAGAGAAGGAGGCGCUGAUGUCAGAGCUGAAGGUUCUCAGUUACCUUGGAAACCACGUGAACAUUGUUAACCUGCUGGGGGCCUGCACUGUCGGAGGCCCAAUUUUGGUGAUCACAGAGUACUGUUGCUAUGGCGACCUCCUCAACUUCCUGCGCAGAAAAAGAGAGUCCUUCUUAAACUCCCAAGUCGGUGAUGGUUACUAUCGCAACGUCUCGAACCCAACGGAGCCUGCAACAAGCAGAGAGGUGACUGGGUCAGGAUAUAUACCCAUGCGACCCUCUGAGAAGGAAAGGCCUUCCCAGUCAGAUGAUAUAGAGGAGCUGUCUCUGGACGCCGAAGAUCUCCUCAGCUUUUCCUACCAAGUGGCCAAAGGAAUGGAGUACAUUACAUCCAAGAACUGUAUCCACAGGGAUCUUGCAGCCAGAAACAUUCUGCUGACUCACGGCAGGGUGGCGAAGAUCUGCGACUUUGGCUUGGCACGUGACAUCACCACUGACGCCAGCUAUGUGCUCCGGGGCAAUGCUCGCCUGCCAGUCAAGUGGAUGUCUCCCGAGAGCAUUUUCGACUGUGUCUACACCUUUGAGAGUGACGUGUGGUCCUACGGCAUCCUGCUAUGGGAAAUCUUCUCUCUGGGUAACAGCCCGUAUCCUGGGAUGCAGGUGGGCUCAGUAUUUUAUAGGAUGAUUCAAGAUGGCCACAGGAUGAGCAGGCCCGAGUACGCUCCCAUUGAGAUGUAUGACAUGAUGUUGUCUUGUUGGAACCACGAUCCUUUGAAACGGCCUUCCUUCAGGAAACUGGUGGAGAGGACUGAGCUGCUGCUGUCUGAAAAUACCAGGAAUGUGUACCUGACACUGAGCAAUGCUCCAAGUCAUCCAGAGCAGCAGAGGGCGCCAUCGCGGAGACUGAGCUCAGUCUGCAGCACGACAGCCCCCACCCAGCCUUUACUGCAAAACACGGCUGACGUUUUCCUGGACUAUGUCUGACACACACUCCCACACAAACAGACACACACACACACACACACACACACACACACACACACACACACAUGCACACUGCUAUAACACACACAACCCCCCUACCUCCCUGAUCAUUCUUUCCUUUUACUGCACAAACUACAAGAGCCAAAUACACUCUAAACUACUAACAAUACAUUCACUCUUACUAACUUUCAAAUGCUGGCCUUUCUUUACACACACACACACACACACACACACACACACACACACACACACACACAAACAGAUACUCUGUAUAUAAACGACCCUGCACUGGGCUCUCAGUAUUGGCCUCUAUCUAAUCUCCCCAAUGGCGUAUUGAUCUCUGUGGUAGGUAUUUCAGGUGCACGUCUAUAUAAAGCAGACUCCAGCACUAACCGCCCAUCAGAUACAACAUCCCCCAUCAGCAGCGGGAGGAGUUUGGCUCACGUUCAGCCUUAGAUUACAUCUUAAAAUGCUUUGGGGAAAACAGAGACCUUUGACUGAGGAAUAGAUAAGCACAGUUGGUGCUGUGAUGAGUGGAAUGUUUUUUGUUGUGUCAGAUUUGUCUCCCGUUUUCUAAGCAUAUUUUGCCAUUUUGACACAAAUGAAUAUGGUUUACUUACAGAGAAUUUGAUGAGAAGAUUGAUGCCAGCCUAAUAUUUGCAGGUUUAAAACACUUGAUACCUUUUGUUUGUCAGGCACUUCAACCAGCCACAAUCAGUCCUCAGUCCCCAACAUUUUUCGUUUUUACACCCAAGCUGCUUUGGAAGUGCUGGUAGGCAGAUUAUGUUACCUUCGGACAGAGCCAGGCUAGCUGUUUCCCUUUGUUUCCAGUCUUUAUGCUAAGCUAACUGGCUGCUGGCUAUGGCUUCAUAUUAAAUGGACAGACACAUGGUAUCAUUCUUCUCAUCUAACUCUUGGCAAGGAAGCAAAAAGCGAAUUUCCCAAAAUAUUUCAAGUAAUUCACUGCAAGAGUCACGACAGUAAAAAAAAUACUGAGAGGUUGUCAUCAAGCCUACCUUAAAACUAGUUUUUAAAAGGCUUGAAAAAAAGAUACCGUCCCUUAAAAGACCAGAAGCCUUUUUCAUUGUAACACAUGAGCCAUAGCAAAGUGGCACGCACCCGAUAACUGGUGAUGAAACAUAAAGCUGAAAGUUACAGAAACACUGAUUUCCACCUGUGCGUUGUAGCUUUGAAUACUGUGACUUGUAAAAGACUAACUGGUGUAUUAUUGUACGUAUUUUAGGGUUAGCUUUAGUUUAGUCUGUGGCCGGACGUUUAAAACUGAUUGUGUGCUCAUUUUACUUGAUUUAAUGUCAAACAUGUAUGCAAUGUAAAUACAAUAGAGAUGUGCCUUUAGAUUUGUUUUUGUUAAAUUACUGAAUGCAUUGAUUGUGACAUACAGUAGUUAUUGUUGAGAGGGCAGCCAGAAGAGAGCUUCUGUAUGCUGGUUUUGAGACUCAUGCAGUUUUGAUACAGUGGGUUGACUUGUAAUAAUAAAGAAAGUACCUGUGAUGGUAAAAAGUG
Messenger RNA from Epinephelus moara (kelp grouper), 4807 nucleotides. It is a transcript of the gene kitb, whose product is annotated as KIT proto-oncogene, receptor tyrosine kinase b. Gene Ontology annotation, cellular component: signaling receptor complex. Gene Ontology annotation, molecular function: ATP binding; cytokine binding; transmembrane receptor protein tyrosine kinase activity. Lineage: Eukaryota; Metazoa; Chordata; Actinopteri; Perciformes; Serranidae. The transcript has 22 exons. The record is from RefSeq and is a predicted model, not a curated record. The coding region runs from base 305 to 3283 and encodes 992 amino acids. Gene Ontology annotation, biological process: multicellular organism development; positive regulation of cell migration; positive regulation of receptor signaling pathway via JAK-STAT.